UUAUAUCAAGUAAAUGUCGUUUGCUACGAAAAAUAAAUUUUUUGAUGAAGAUAAAGUUAUUUAUGCUGUUGGAAGCAAUCCAACCUAAUUUCAUUCCCAGUAGAAAAUUUAACUGUUGGACAGCUGCUAUCACAAAAACACAUCGUAAAGUUUAUGAAAGAAUGUAUCCUACAAUUCUCGUAUUUCCUGAUGGAAGUAGUAUCAACAUUGAAUACCAUAUACCAAGAAAAAUAAUUACCUUACCUCUCAAUUUCAAAUUACUAUCAGAUGAAGAAAAGAAAUUGGUACUGGAGAGACGAAAACCUAAGCAAAAAGUUAAAAUUGAGGAAGAUCUUGAAGAUGAUGGUUUCAAUGUAUCUAAAUACCUGAAUUUAGUGAAAAAGAAAUAGGUAUUUUUAUAUUUUUUUUAUUGUUAGUUUAUAACUAUUGUAUUAUUAUUAUUAUUUGAGGAAAUAAUUAUGAUGAUCUUAUGUAAGUUUGUGAUUAAAUCAUUUGAUACUUUA
Molecule: messenger RNA, 503 nt
Organism: Chelonus insularis
Lineage: Eukaryota; Metazoa; Arthropoda; Insecta; Hymenoptera; Braconidae
Gene: mRpL55
Product: mitochondrial ribosomal protein L55
Exons: 2
Coding region: 45-389 (114 amino acids)
Biological process (GO): translation
Cellular component (GO): mitochondrial large ribosomal subunit
Molecular function (GO): structural constituent of ribosome
Source: RefSeq, a predicted model, not a curated record